AUGGACGAACAGCUAAUAGUGUUCGAGCAGUUUCUGCUUCCGCAGAAAGUUUUACAAUAUUCUGGAUUAGUUUACUUCAAGUUCCAGCGAAGAAAUGGACGCCUAACCAGCAAUUGUGCCAGCGCAUUUUACGUUUCAAUUAUUCUGGUGUCUAUUUAUUACGUUUUCAAUUGUUUCGAUUUGGUGUACUCUACAUGGGUUGGUAAACCCUCUAGUCAGAACAUUGCUAUUUUAUGUUUGACGACGUAUCUGUGUAUUCGGGGAUUGACACUCUUUUUUAAGCACGAUGAUAUUUUGACACUAUUCAACGAUCUAGACAGGAUAUAUCCCCGCGACAUGGCAACCCAGGCAGCAAUGGAAGUGUCCAAAGUCUAUAAGCAACAUGUUCAACGACACAAUAUCAUACAUUAUUUCAGUUUCACCACUCUGGCAAUGUUUUGUGUCAUGCCAGUAGUCCUGUACAUAUUUGACAAUGAGCGGACAGGGAUUAUCACCUUGGAACAACAGAUUGUUGGCGGCUGGUUUCCUUUUGGUAUUCGACAAAGCCAUGCUGCAUAUCCAUUAGUCUGCUUGUACGACUUCAAGGACGCCUUUGUUGGCUUAACAUUUUUUGCAACCUUUGAUGCAAUUUUUAACACCAUACAGGAGAAUAUUAUUAUGCAUCUGGACGAUUUGAACAGGCAAGUGAGAGCCCUUAAUGCCAGUGAUAGCAACUCUACAUCCUGCGAUGAAUUCUUCGAACACAUUCGAAGCUUGGUACGAAGGCACCAGCAUCUUAGGAAGCUGUGCCACAAAUUUAACGACUUCUGCAAAAUGUGCAUACUGUUGACUGACUUUGUAAGCGCACUUGCGCUCUGCUUUCAUCUUGUUAUGCUAACUGAAACGCAUAAUCUGAUGAUGAUUAUUAAGUAUUUGCUGCCCACCUUGGGCUUAGUUUUGUUCACCUUUGAUCAGUGUUGGCGAGGUACCCAGCUGGAGCAGGCAUCUCUUAAAUUUCAACAAGCUUUAUUCGCUCAUAACUGGUAUAUGGGUAGCAAGAAAUACCGAAAGUUCAUAAUUCUAUGGCUGACCCAAUCACAACGGACCAUGAAAAUAAGUGCCUACGGCUUGAUUGACGUCAAUAUGGUGCACUUUACUGAUAUUAUGCAACUGGCAUACAAACUCCUUGCCUUCCUGAAGUCGAGAUGA
Scaptodrosophila lebanonensis is the source of this 1188-nucleotide messenger RNA. RefSeq names its product odorant receptor 88a-like. The coding region runs from base 1 to 1188 and encodes 395 amino acids. The record is from RefSeq and is a predicted model, not a curated record. Gene Ontology annotation, biological process: detection of chemical stimulus involved in sensory perception of smell; sensory perception of smell. Lineage: Eukaryota; Metazoa; Arthropoda; Insecta; Diptera; Drosophilidae. The transcript has 3 exons. Gene Ontology annotation, molecular function: odorant binding; olfactory receptor activity. Gene Ontology annotation, cellular component: plasma membrane.